AUAACUGUGCUAUUAAGAUAAAGUCGUGUUUUGUGAGGGCCGCUAGUUAGCAAGCUAGCUAACAUGAUCAUUAGCUAAAUGAUCUUACUUCAGCUGUGGGCUAUUGCCAGGUGCUGUGAGCGGAGGCUUUUGAACCGAGCUAGAGAACUGCUGUCACGGCAUGGAUGCGUUUGACGAUGCCAUACUGUCUGUGUUGCAGGCUGCGAAUAUUGACUAUGAAGCUUUGAGAAGCUUUACCCGGGAUGACCUGAAGGAUCUCUUUCCAGGCCAUGAAAAUUUCUUCCGGAGAAAGAAGCUUUGGAAUUUCAUAAUCCAACAGUGGAAAGGAAAAGGACUGUAAGAUGUCGAAGGAGCUCUGUUGCAGACUUAUAAGGAACACAGUCACCAGCAUGGUUGCAAUCCUCCGUGCUAGUCCCAUGGGGAAAGAAGUAGGAUACCCCUCCAAACUUGAAAUGAGAGCAAUGUCACAGAAGAUUGUCGACUAUUACCCUAUGUUACGUGAUGCUGACACACACAUGCCAUAUGUGACCAUCUACACCAAACUGUACAAGCGACUCCAAAAUAUGAAGUCUCCAAGGAAGAGGCAGGGUUCCAUGCUGCAGCGAGUCCAAAUUUUGGACCUGGAGUUUGAGGCCAGACGAGCUUUUAUUGAUGCAGAUGUUACAAGGGAAGAAGACAGGCCCACAAAAAUAUUUGAAGCAUACCCGUGCUUCAAAGAUAUUCGAAAUGCGAUGGAUGAACUGCGUCGCAUCGUUGGUGGUUCCAACUGCAAAUGCAUAGAUCAAAUGAAGGGUAGAUGGGCAGAGUUUUGUUCGAAAGUGCAGUUCUAUGGCAUUUGGAAGAAGGUCCUGAAACCUCCUCUCCCCUUGGAUGUACGUGGAGGUAAGUGGCCUUUUCAUACAUUAAAUCCAUACAUCAGAUAUGUUCAGAUUACUUUAUUAAGAUACUUUUCUCUGUCCACAGUGGAGUUUACUGUCACUCUCUUCAAUGCACUUCCAUCUCUUUUUCCUUCACCAACUACACCACCAAAGCGGCUGGGAAGUGCCAGUGAGGCUCUCCUUCAUAUCCUCCAGCCAGGUGAAGAUGCUAUGCUAUACCUGGAGAAGCGGCCUCUCUCCUCCCCAGUGCUGCUUUUUGAUGGCACAACCAGCAUUGUUGCUGUAGGAAACAUACCAGUGACCACUCUCCCCUUGGAGGAUUUCUGGGAAGGAAUGUUGGUGUUGAUGGCAUAUUACUACACCUUGCACUUAACAUACCCGAAAUGUGUUGCAACGGUCCUCUCUGUCAUACAAACUGAGGUAAUCACUGAUGCCAUCCAUGAUCAAGAUGCCACUUGUGCAUAUAAGAAAGCAGUAGCUGAGUGGAAGUCAUUCUUUGAAAAAUAGGUGAAUACCAAGCAGAAUUUUAUCAGGUCAUUUGCAGUUUGUUUAGCUUUGUAGUGCGUUUGUACAACUUUGUUCCUAAUUUGCCUAGCAAUGUCCUGAGAAACUGCUUUACUUAUGCCUUACAAAUGAAAGUUGUUGUUUUUUUUUUUCUCUUAAUGACACUUUACCUGAGGCAUGUAAAGUUUUAAAUUAGUAAUGCCGUUAUUUACAACAUUGUGAGAUUAUGUGACUGUCACAAAGGUUUAGGGCCAAAAAUGUAAUUUCUUUUCUCUGUUUAGGCCUUCUAAAGGGUUGAUUUAGACUUUUAGGGAUUGUGCAGCAGCCCUAUAUUGUUUACAAAAAGGGUUUUGUUCUCAUGAGAGGAAUAAAUGUUGACAUAUAUCACUCUUGUCCUGGCUGUGAUUUCAGUAGAAGCCAAGGAAUAUUCUAGGAAAAAGGUCUGUUUUAAGGUUUUUGUGCUUGGAUUUAAUAUGGAUUAGGCUCUAUUUUAAGAUAAGCCAACCUGAAUCAAGAAACAAAUUAAUCAUACUUCACUAAUACUUAGUAGAUUUUCAUAGUAUUAGAACUAUUUUUCUCGUUGCAGUGCAUUCAUUUGCUGCAAGUAAGAAUUCAAAACAUAAAAAAGACUGUAAUUUAGCAUAUUUAACUUACUUUUGGGACUUGAUAUGAAGUAAUUUUAUCUAAAAUUGAGUUUUUAAAAGCUUAUUUUAACCCUCUUCAAUUCUCAAAUGUGUUCUUUUAUUUCUGGAUUAAAAAAUCUUAUUUCAAGAUUUCUUAUUAAGUAAAAUUAACUUGCUGCAUGGACAGAUAAUUUCACUUGUUUUCAGUGCUUUUUGUAUCAAAUGUAGUAUUUGUUUCCUAAAUGUAGACUACCCAU
Messenger RNA from Oreochromis niloticus (Nile tilapia), 2262 nucleotides. RefSeq lists its product as uncharacterized. Bases 342 to 1385 code for a protein of 347 amino acids. The record is from RefSeq and is a predicted model, not a curated record. The transcript is spliced from 6 exons. NCBI's taxonomy places the organism in Eukaryota, Metazoa, Chordata, Actinopteri, Cichliformes, Cichlidae.